AUGAAUCUAUCCCACGACCCUUUUAGUGAGCCCGACGACCCCGUAGACUUAGAGGAAGUCGACUCCCUCGAGGCCAUCGUCAUCAUCGACAAUGAGUUGGAUCCGCUUUCUCCCCCGGCCCCGGACACAGUCCAGAUCUCAGGCAACCUGGGCACAAUAGCCAUGGGCUCGGGGCAUACUCCGACUGAUCGCGGAGAAGCCUAUAAGGAACUCAGGCUGGAAGAUGUCUGCUGCGCCGCACACGGCUUGUCUAUCCUUGUGACUGCUACCAAAGGUGACAAGAAACAUACUGUCCUAUUUGAUGCUGGACCAGAAGAAGAGGCCUGGCAGCGCAACGUGAACCGAUUGCGGGCAGAUAUAUCCUCUGUUGAAGUGAUUCAACUAUCGCACUGGCAUCGAGAUCACUCAGGGGGCAUGCUACGCGCGAUUCGCAUGAUAAAUGAAGCUAAGCAAGCGGAAGGUCGCUCCGAGGAGCUGGUCGUUGAUUUGCACCCAGAUCGACCAUCCUAUCGAGGGUUUGCUCUACCGGAGCACAUCAUCUCGCUUGAAGCCGAUCCUACCUUUGAGGAGAUGGAACACGCAGGUGCUGUGGUUGAUAAACAGAGCGGACCACACACCGUCCUGGAUAACUUCUUCCUCGUCUCUGGAGAAAUCCCACGGGUGACACCAUAUGAGACUGGCCUGAGGAAUGCCGUGCGAUUCGACCCAGAUGAGAAAGAGUGGUUCUCCGAUGAACUGAUCCAAGACGAGCGUUCACUCAUCUGCAAUCUCAAAGGCAAAGGGUUAGUAGUCUUCUCGGCAUGCAGCCAUGCUGGUGUAGUCAACACCACCAAACACGCAAUUCAGCUCACCGGCGGAACAGUACCUGUUCAUGCCGUCGUCGGUGGAUUCCACCUUGCCCAGAGCGACGCAGAUAAGAUUCAAAGUACGGUGGCCGACCUGAAACGACUCGAUCCCGCUGUGCUCAUGCCGGGCCACUGCACUGGCUGGCGAGCCAAGUUCACCAUUGAGAAACACAUGCCGGGUUCACUUGUGCCUUGCACCGUAGGAUCACGGAUCACUUUCUAA
Penicillium brevicompactum is the source of this 1068-nucleotide messenger RNA. Its product is annotated as MBL fold metallo-hydrolase. Lineage: Eukaryota; Fungi; Ascomycota; Eurotiomycetes; Eurotiales; Aspergillaceae. The coding region runs from base 1 to 1068 and encodes 355 amino acids. Gene Ontology annotation, molecular function: transferase activity. The record is from RefSeq and is a predicted model, not a curated record. The transcript is spliced from 5 exons.